Messenger RNA from Nycticebus coucang (slow loris), 1827 nucleotides. RefSeq names its product rho GTPase-activating protein 20-like. NCBI's taxonomy places the organism in Eukaryota, Metazoa, Chordata, Mammalia, Primates, Lorisidae. Gene Ontology annotation, biological process: signal transduction. The record is from RefSeq and is a predicted model, not a curated record. Gene Ontology annotation, molecular function: GTPase activator activity. The transcript has 6 exons. Bases 1 to 711 code for a protein of 236 amino acids.
AUGAUAUCUACAAGAACAUGUAUCAUCAACUGGGCCUGCUGCUGUCAUUCUGUCACUAAACUGGAGAACUCACCUGUGUCACCACCAUCUUCUUCUCCUGCCCUAGGGAAGUUCUUCGGAGUUGCCCUGCCGAACAUUUGCGACUAUGGCGAUAUUCCUUUACCUCUCUACGAUGUUCUUUUUUUCCUCAACGCCAAGGGACCCCUGACGGCUGGCAUCUUCUGGGUCCCCGGUGACAGUGACUCCUGCAAAGACAUUAUUGAAAAACUGGAUGCAGGAGUUGAAAUUGAUCUUGGGCGUGAAAAUCCCUAUGUCUUAGCAUGUGUGCUAAAGGAUUUUCUAAAAAACAUUCCGGAAAGCAUUUUUGCCAAAAGGCUCUAUCACGAGUGGCUGUCCGUAAUGGAGAUAAGCAGCGACAGACAGAAAAUUGAAAAAAUUAAAAGGCUAUUAGACCAGCUACCAAGAGCAAACGUUGUGCUCUUACGGUACGUGUUCCUGGUCUUAAGUAAUAUCGCUGAACUCUCCGCGGCAAAUGAAAUGGAUGCUUUACACUUAGGGGUGUGUAUGGCUCCAAGUAUUAUUUGUCAUCCUUCUGCGAGCAGAGAAGAAAUGGCCUCUGCAGAAAAGCUUGUGGAAUUUGUGAUAAAAAACUGCCGCAAGAUCUUUGGAGGACACGUCACUGCCCUGUUUGGAGAGUCAUCCGGAAUAUAAAAUACUCAAGAAAAACCCUCAGAUACAUCUAGCUUUCCAGAGAGCAAUGCUUCCUCAUGUGAGAGCUUGAAGAAAAAAAGCGACUGUGCUGCUGGCCCACAGUGUGAUGAAUCAAAGAAAAUGGUCCAAUUGAAUUGAAGCAUUGACUCGCUUAUAAUGUCUCUGGACUCUGGCCUUGAUGCCCUUGAAUUCUAAAUGAGCUUCAGAGCCUCCUGUAUGACUUUUAGUUCAGGUGGACCAGCCUCCUAAAGACAAGCCGAUGGAUGUAACAAUGUGCAGAGAUAUUCCACCACAGAAUCCUGCCAAGAUUCUGUCUGGCACUUGUCCACAGCUGCAGCAUGUUAAAAAAAAAAAAAUAGAAAAUGCUAUAAGCUGUCCUGUAUAAGCUCCACCUGAUCUUCAAGGCUAAUUCUAUCACAUUAACAGCUGUGGCUCACCUGUAGCCCUAGCUACUUGGGAGCUGAUUUCCCAGCAGAAACUUUGUAGGCCAGAUGAAGAGUUCAUAUCUUGAAUGGACUUCAACAAAUUUCUGACAAUGUAGCAUUCUUUAACCUGCAAACUACAGUUCAUAUUUGAUGGAGGAAUCAAAUCUUCUCCUGACAUGCAAACAAAAAGUGAAGCUGAAUAGCUCCUAUCUUGAGAAAAUACAUCUAAUUUUCAUGAAGAAAUCAAGACUGAGGAUAAAAAGUUGGAAAAGUUUGAAACUAAGCAUGAAAGUGCACAAAGUCAGGCCAUUCAACACAAUGAGGAGGAGGAAGAGGAGGAUGAGGAAGAGGAAGACGAGGAAGAGGAGGAAGAAGAGGAGGAGAAGGAGGAGUCCAAACCAAGAGUGAAAAUGAUAUUGCUAAUGUUUUUAAUCUCAGAUUGAUUAUUCAGUAUGAAUUACUAAAAAAUUAAUAAAUGGUUCACCAAGUUGAUUAUUGGGGAGGAUUAAAAAGUUUAGAUAAAAGAAUGCAAUGAAAAAGGUCUGAAUUUUUAGCCAAAAAGUCAUGGCUCUUCCAUCAUGAAAAAGCACCAGUUCACACAGCACUGUCUGUGAGGGAGUUAAGAGCAAGCAACAUCAUUUUCACGCUUGGUUUGGACUCCUCCUCCUUCUCCUCUUCCUCCUCCUCUUCC